UUUGUUGUCUGUAAUGGUUUUAAAAACAGGUAAAGGAAAACAAGUUCAAACAAGCAUCAAGGAUGCUUGUAAUAAAGAGAUCCGAGCCAAAACCAUACAGUCCAUUGCAGCGUUUUUCUACCAGGCUGGGGUUGCAUUUAAUGUGGCUAAUAUGGGCUGCUUUAAAGAGUUGCUCGUGGCUGUUGGGAACUACCGGCCGCAUUUAAAGCCUCCAUCAUACCAUGAGCUUCACGUUCCGUUACUAAAAAAUGAGGUAGCAGGUUAUUACCGACAAUGAGAGCAACUUUAAGCUAGCAGGUAAAAUGUUGAUGGAAAAGCUAUUUUACAUGUCUUUUUGUAGGUAAAAUGUUAAUGGAAAAGCGGAAAAAUCUAUUUUGGACGCCAUGUGCAACGCACUGCUUGGAACUAAUGCUAGAAGAUAUGGGUAAGAUUCCAGAUGUGAUAAAAACUAUUGAAAAGACUAUUUUCCUUGUUGGUUAUAUUUAUAACCAUAGUUAUGUGUUGAACUUAACAAGGGAGUUUACUAAAAACAACGAGCUAACAAGGAGUGGAGUAACAAGGUUUGCAACCACGUUUCUUACGUUACUAAGCUUGCAAAAACAAAAAUCUGCUUUUAGAAAUAUGUUUGCUAGCGAACAGUGGACGAAAAGUAAAUGGGCUGAAGAACGUAAGGGUGCAAGAGCGAAUGACAUUGUUUUUACCCCAACUUUCUGGAACAAUGUCCUAUUCACUCUGAAAAUCAUGGGUCCUCUUGUUCGAGUGCUUAGAAUCGUCGAAAACGAGAAAAAACCCGCGAUGGGGUAUGUGUACGAAGGUAUGGAACGAGCAAAAACUGCAGUUGCAGCAGCUUUAGGAGGAGAAGAUAACGAAGAUUACAUUGUUGUGUCGGGAAUUAUUGACAAGAGAUGGAAAUGCCAACUUCACCGUCCCUUGCACGCAGCGGGUUACUAUCUUAACCCAGAGUUUUAUUGCUACAAUGUGGACAUUGAAAGAGAUAAAGAAGUGUCACUUGGACUACAUGAAUGUAUUAACAGGCUUGUCCCUAACAAGGACACGUCUUAACCCAGAGUUUUAUUGCUACAACGUGGACAUUGAAAGAGAUAAAGAAGUGUCCCUUGGACUACAUGAAUGUAUUAACAGGCUUGUCCCUAACAAGGACACGCAAGAUAAGAUUAAUGUUGAGUUGAUUCAUCGGGUGAACCAGUCUGGAUUUUUGAGUCUAGAAACAGCGAAGCGACAACAUGGUAAAAUAGCACCUAGUAAGUUAACUGUUAACAUACUUUUUACCUAGAUUAUUGACUUUAUUUUUAUAUGUAUAAUGUGUUAAAUUUGAUUGUAUGUAACAGCUGAAUGGUGGAAGUUGUAUGGGAAAGGCACUUCAAAUUUGCAACAACUAGCUAUUAGAGCGCUUAGUUUAACGUGCAGUUCAUCCGGGUGUGAACGAAACUGGAGCACAUUGACAUGGCUCGAUUUGAAUGCUAAGUUAUCUAAUUGGGACAAAAACGAUACUAGUGACCUAAUUAGAACACUUUUAAAACUUGGUUACUAUUCUAGGACAUUUUCCCAACAUUUAAGUAUGAAGUUUGAUUGAGCGUUUCUUGUAUCUGAUAUUUAUACGAAUCUUUAACAGAUCCAUUCAAAAAAUGGGAAUUGUCUAGAGCAUAAAAAACUGCAUGAUCUCGUGUAUGUUAAAUACAAUAACAUGCUAAAGAAU
Messenger RNA from Helianthus annuus (common sunflower), 1714 nucleotides. RefSeq lists its product as uncharacterized. The record is from RefSeq and is a predicted model, not a curated record. The transcript is spliced from 2 exons. Bases 346 to 1062 code for a protein of 238 amino acids. Lineage: Eukaryota; Viridiplantae; Streptophyta; Magnoliopsida; Asterales; Asteraceae.